This is a messenger RNA of Bemisia tabaci, 1289 nucleotides long. Its product is annotated as ribosome biogenesis regulatory protein homolog. Gene Ontology annotation, cellular component: nucleus; preribosome, large subunit precursor; nucleolus. The record is from RefSeq and is a predicted model, not a curated record. Gene Ontology annotation, molecular function: protein binding. NCBI's taxonomy places the organism in Eukaryota, Metazoa, Arthropoda, Insecta, Hemiptera, Aleyrodidae. Gene Ontology annotation, biological process: endonucleolytic cleavage in ITS1 to separate SSU-rRNA from 5.8S rRNA and LSU-rRNA from tricistronic rRNA transcript (SSU-rRNA, 5.8S rRNA, LSU-rRNA); ribosomal large subunit biogenesis; ribosome biogenesis.
UGGCAUGCAUUUUGCAUGUAUGUGUGUCUUGUGCCAUGUGCUAGAGCCUGGUUUAGUAAUUAUUUAGUGAAAUAUACUUCUUUUCUGGCUUGUGAUUUAGAUAUUAGCUCCCAAACAUGAUUACGGACUUUCGGACAAUCGAUAUUGUCGAUAAAGCCUUCAAGGAAGUUGCUGCUAAAAAGGAAAAGUUCAAGCCGACCACCGUCUUCAAACUUCUACCCCUAGAAACCGAUGUUGGCACAUUAUUAGCAGUGGAUCCUAAUGACUUAAAUUCCGAAGAAUUACGAAAUAACAGAGAAGACUACUUGAAGGAACUUGCUCGAGACAACACACAGUUAUUGUUGAAUGAGGUCUGGGAACUACCUUCCGAAAGAGUUGAUGAUGUUAUCGUGGCCAAGCUACCCAAACCGAAAUAUCUCCUGCCCCGAGAGUUACCCGUCCCUAAACCCAAGCCCCUGACAAAAUACCAACAAUAUGCCCUGAAGAAAGGACUGCCCUUGAAGAAAACGAAAAAACACAAAAUGAACGUCACCUGGGAUGAGAUAUUGAAGAAAUGGGUCCCUAACUAUGGUUACAAGCAUGCACAAGCUGAGAAGGAAAGAGAAACUGUGAUCGAGGUUCCAGACAAUGUGGAUCCAAUGACUGAUAUGUUCGCUAAAAAAGAGGCGGAGAAACGAGAAAGAGUCUCCAAAAAUGAAUUCCAGAGGUUACGAAAUAUCGCAAGGGCGGCAAACAUCAAAGUUCCCCAUGUUGGAGUGCCAGCCGUUGAGUCACGUCUAAAGCCAGAUCAGUUGGAACUGGCUGCUGUAGCUUCCAAAUCUGCCACAGCAUCUGCAGGAGUGUUCCAGCCUUCUAUAUCCGCUGAUAAAACUUUGAAAUCUUGGGCCAAACCCCCUGGUGUCCCAAAACAGAAGCUAAAGCCUGUCAGUGGUAGAGCAGAGAAAGAAAUCAAUUUAAACAUAUUAGAAGAUGUCAUGCGGCAUAGAGGCUCUGGUGGUGUCUCAGAAAAAGCAGUGAAUAGGCAAAUUGCUCAAGAACAAAGACAAGUGCAUGCUGAAAAAAUGAAGUACAGGAAAAAGGGGAGAGGUGGGCGAACUGGAGGCGGUAAAGGUGGUAAAAAAGGCCCCAAAGGUGGCAAAGAUUUUGGAGGGAAAGGUGUCAAAGCAGGUAAAGUUGGAAAAGGUGGUAAGAAAGGAAAAGGUAAGAGAUAGCCUAAUACUGGUCCUGUGGACUGAGUCCAUUAUUUUUAAUUGUAAAUACACAAUAAAGAAUCUUUAUGUUUACGUAAA